AUGCUGGAGAGGGUCCUAAAUCGCCACACUGAAGUGUUUAGCAAGGAAUUGGGGACACUGAAAGGAUUGGAAGCUUCACUGACACUGAGGCCAGACCAUCAGCCAAAGUUCUGUCAGGCCCAGGUGGUACCGUAUGCAUUGAAGCCUAAAGUUGAAGCUGAAAUAGAGCGCCUUCUCCAGCAAGGGAUUAUUUCCCCGGUCCAGUUCAGAGACUGGGCGACCCCCAUAGUGCCUGUCAUGAAGAAAAACGGAAGUGUGAGGAUAUGUGGAGAUUUUAAGGUGACUGUGAAUCCAGCCCUGUGCGCUGAACACUACCCAAUACCUCGCAUUGAGGACUUGUUUGCGUCCUUGUCUGGGGGACAGCGUUUCAGUAAACUGGACCUUUCACAGGCAUACCUUCAGGUACCGGUUAAGAGGGAUUCUAGGAAAUACCUGACAGUCACCACCCACAAGGGCAUGUUCUGUUACAAUCGUUUACCAUUCGGAAUCACCUCUUCGCCCUCCAUAUUCCAGAGGAUUAUGGACCAAGUGCUCCAAGGGCUGCCAAACGUACAUUGUUUUCUUGAUGAUAUUCUCAUCACAGGCCAAGAUGAUGCGCACCAUCUGAGGAAUCUCGAAGCGGUACUGAGUCGCCUUGAAAACUUUGGGCUCCGAGUUCAAAGAGAGAAAUGUGAGUUCUUCAGGAGCUCGCUAGAGUACUUGGGGCACACGAUUGACUCUGUAGGGCUUCACAAGUCUGAUGAUAAGAUCAAAGCCAUUGUAGAGGCCCCUUGGUGGAUCGAGCGCAGGAGGACCAACAACGUCACCGUGAUGCACACUCUAAAGAAAGAAAGUUUGAAGUGGGAGAUCCAGUGCUUGUCCGGGACUAUCGGAAAGGGGAGGAUAAGUGGAUGA
Fundulus heteroclitus (mummichog) is the source of this 894-nucleotide messenger RNA. RefSeq lists its product as uncharacterized. The coding region runs from base 1 to 894 and encodes 297 amino acids. Lineage: Eukaryota; Metazoa; Chordata; Actinopteri; Cyprinodontiformes; Fundulidae. The record is from RefSeq and is a predicted model, not a curated record. The transcript is spliced from 2 exons.